Physeter macrocephalus (sperm whale) is the source of this 1356-nucleotide messenger RNA. Its product is annotated as phospholipase B1, membrane-associated. The annotation marks the transcript as partial. The transcript is spliced from 17 exons. Gene Ontology annotation, cellular component: brush border membrane. Gene Ontology annotation, molecular function: phosphatidylcholine lysophospholipase A1 activity; retinyl-palmitate esterase activity; A2-type glycerophospholipase activity. The record is from RefSeq and is a predicted model, not a curated record. Gene Ontology annotation, biological process: phospholipid metabolic process. NCBI's taxonomy places the organism in Eukaryota, Metazoa, Chordata, Mammalia, Artiodactyla, Physeteridae.
GAAGGGACUCACCAGCUGGUCGAGAGCGGGCGAUAUGACACAAGGGAAGAUUUUACAGUGGUCGUGCAGCCGUUCUUUGAAAAAGUGGAGAUGCCAAAGACCCCGGAGGGGUUGCCUGACAGCUCUUUCUUCGCUCCUGACUGUUUCCACUUCAGUAGCAAGACUCAUGCCCACGCAGCCCGGGCCCUGUGGAACAACAUGCUGGAACCUGUCAGCCAGAAGACAAGAAGGCAUAAGUUUGAAGACAAGAUCAAUAUCACAUGUCCAGACCAGGUCUGGCCAUUUCUGAGCACCUACAAGAACACUGUGCAGGAUCACGGGAGCCAGCUGCUGUGCAGUGACAGAGCCCCUUCUGCCUCGCCGCCCACCUCAGUGCACACCCUGAGACCUGCAGACAUCCAAGUUGUGGCCGCUCUGGGGGAUUCUCUGACCGUAAGUACUCGUGGGCCCCACGUGGCUGGGGGUGGCUGUGUCAGCUCCAGUUCAGGAGGGGACAGCUACCUGGAGAAGGUGACCACCUUACCGAAUAUCCUUCGGAAGUUUAACGGAAAUCUCACAGGCUAUGCGGUGGGCACAGGCAAUGCCAGUGACACAAAUGCCUUCCUCAAUCAGGCUGUUCCUGGAACAAAGGCUAAGGAACUUUCAAGCCAAGUCCAGACUCUGAUACAGAAGAUGAAAGAUGACCAUAGAGUAAAUUUCCACGAGGACUGGAAGGUCAUCACGGUGUUGAUUGGAGGCAGUGACUUAUGUGACUACUGCAUGGAUUCGAAUCUGUAUUCUGCAGCCAACUUUUUUGACCAUCUCCGAAAUGCCCUGGACAUCCUGCACAGAGAGGUACCCCGGGCGCUGGUCAACCUCGUGGACUUCAUGAGCCCCCGCGUCAUGCGGCACGUGUUCCUGGGGAACCCCAACAAGUGCCCGGUGCAGCAGGCCAGCAUUUUGUGUAACUGCGUUCUGACCCUGCGGGAGAGCUCCCAAGAGCUGGCCAGGUUGGAGGCCGUCACCCGAGCCUACCAGAGCAGCAUGCGUGAGCUGGUGGAGUCAGGUCGCUACGACACGCGAGAGGACUUCUCCGUGGUGCUGCAGCCCUUCUUCUACAACAUCCAGCUCCCCAUCCUGGCGGAUGGGCGCCCGGAUGUGUCCUUCUUCGCCCCAGACUGCCUCCAUCCAAAUCAGAAAUUCCACUCCCAGCUCUCCAGAGCCCUUUGGGUCAAUAUGCUUGAACCACUAGGAAAGAAGACGGAUACCCUGGACCUGGCGGCAGAUAUACCCCUCCGCUGCCCUGCUCAGAAUGAACCCUUCCUGAGAACCCCCCGGAACAGUAACUACACAUACCCCACCAAGCCAUCCAUUGAG